Messenger RNA from Musa acuminata AAA Group (dessert banana), 724 nucleotides. Its product is annotated as major pollen allergen Ole e 10-like. The coding region runs from base 91 to 510 and encodes 139 amino acids. The transcript is spliced from 3 exons. The record is from RefSeq and is a predicted model, not a curated record. NCBI's taxonomy places the organism in Eukaryota, Viridiplantae, Streptophyta, Magnoliopsida, Zingiberales, Musaceae.
CAGUCGCUCCCCCUUCCACACUGAACACGACCAUUUUGAUCUCCUUCUCCUGCGACUACGGCUGCUGCUGGCAAAUAGGGAAGAAGUGACAUGGCAAGAGGAGCUGAAACAUUCCUCUCGCUAACGCUGCUUCUGAUCUACUUCACCUCAGGGGAAAGAGUGCAGUUGGUGCAGGGACAGAAAACUUGGUGUGUGGCGAAACCUUCGUCGGACGACGCAACGCUGCUCGAAAACAUCAACUACGUCUGCUCUCAGGUGGACUGCAGCGUGCUGCAGAGGGGCUUCCCAUGCUUCUACCCAGAUAACCUCAUGUCCCAUGCUUCCAUUGCCAUGAAUCUGUACUACCAGUCCAGAGGACGGAACCCAUGGAACUGCUUCUUCAACAACUCCGCACUCGUCGUCACCACCGAUCCAAGUAAGACCAAGGUUGAUGAGGAUGUGAUCAUGUCUGCUCCCAUCUACCGCUCACGAAGCACUUGUGCAGGUUAUGGUAGCUGUGCUUAUGCCUGAAGCCCCAAGACGACGACGACUGCAUCUCUUGACGAAUGGCUUUCAACAUCGCGUGUUUGUAGUGAACUCGAGGAGAACUUGUUGCUAAACCUUGUUUUGAUGACAGAUAUAUGUAGCACACUCUGCACAUCUCUUUGAAUCUUCCAUUGCUUCGAUUCUGGGCGUGUGCUAAAAGUUGAUCUAAAUGCACUGGCAAAGAAUGUUUGACAGAGCU